Helianthus annuus (common sunflower) is the source of this 719-nucleotide messenger RNA. RefSeq names its product probable glycosyltransferase At5g11130. Lineage: Eukaryota; Viridiplantae; Streptophyta; Magnoliopsida; Asterales; Asteraceae. The record is from RefSeq and is a predicted model, not a curated record. Gene Ontology annotation, molecular function: glycosyltransferase activity. The coding region runs from base 34 to 678 and encodes 214 amino acids. The transcript has 2 exons.
GAUCAAAAAAAAAAAAAAAUUGGGAGGAUUGCAAUGGAGAAAGUACCCGAAGUCAGUAUCAAUGCAAUUCAAGUUGUUUGCUCUUCAAGUUAUUUCUUGAAGGGGUACACUGCACAUAAAGAUGCAUCAAUACCACAAAUAUGGCCAAGAUUGGGGGUUCGCCCUACACGUCAACCGUCCAAAAGGAAAAUGCUUGCAUUUUAUGCAGGAGCAAUGAACUCAAGGGUGCACGAAUCCUUGGUUCGAACAUGGAUUAAUGAUACAGAUAUUGUUGUCCACCAAAAUCAUCUUAAAACCCCUUACUCGGAGUCGCUUCUUGGAAGCAAGUUUUGCAUCCAUGCAAAAGGGUUUGAAGUGAACACAGCUCGUAUAGGUGAUGCAAUAUACUAUGGCUGUGUCCCAGUUGUUUUAGCUGACCAUUAUGAUCUACCAUUUGCGGAUAUCUUAAACUGGAGUAAGUUUUCGGUUGUUGUUUCAACACAAGAUAUUGCAUUCUUGAAGAGGAUACUACAAAAGAUUGUUGAUUUUGAUGAGUACAUAAAGCUACAAAAGAAUGUGUUGAUGGCGCAAACGCAUUUUGAAUGGCAUCAAAAGCCAAUAGAUUUUGACACGUUUUAUAUGGUUAUGUAUGAGUUAUGGGCCAGAAGAAGUUCUGUGAGGGUUCAUUUGUUCAACUAGUGAUUACUUCUUAGACCUUAAUUGAAUUUUCAUUGCAAAUA